GGGCGGGGGGGUGGCGGCCGCGGCGUGUGAGGAGGGGUCGGCGGGGCCGCCUCCCUCCCCGCGGAGAUGGUGCCGGGGCGCCGGGGCCCGGAGCGCGGCGGGGGGCGGCGGCGGAGGGGAGGCCGGCCCCUCUCGGCUCCGGGGGAGGCGGCUGCGGAGCCGUGCCGGCGGGGCCCGCGCCGCCAUCUCCUCCGCCUCCUGCCGCCGCUCCUCCUGCUGCUGCUGCUGCCCGCCGCCGCUCGGGCCGGCUCCGCGUUCGGCUCCGGGCCUCCGGACUGGCCUCCAGCCGGCCCCGGGCCCAGUCUGAGUUUGUACCUGAGCGAGGAGGAGGUGCGGCGGCUGAUCGGACUGGAUGCGGAGUUAUCUUACGUGAGGAAUGAUGUUGUCAAUCAUUAUGCAUUGUCCUUCAAUCUCCUAAUUCCCAGCGAAACCAACAAUCUUCACUUCAGUUGGCAUGCUAAAUCCAAGGUUGAGUAUAAACUGGGAUUUCAGGUAGAUAAUCCCAUGGCUAUGGCUGUGCCCCAGGCCAACAUUUCCUUACAAGGAGAAGUUCCUCGCACCCUCUCAGUGUUUCGUGUUGAACUCUCCUGCACUGGCAGACUCGACUCCGAGGUCACAAUAUUAAUGCAGCUCAACUUGACAAUAAACUCAUCCAAAAACAUCACAGUUUUAAAUUUCAAACGAAGGAAAAUGUGCUACAAAAAGCUUGAACCAGAGGUAAAAUCUCCAACAUCUGACAAAAACAGCAGCAAGGCUAUCUAUGAUCCUGUAAAUGCAGCUCCCACCACUUCUACCCGUGUGUUUUACAUCAGCGUAGGCGUGUGCUGUGCUGUUAUAUUCCUGGUGGCAAUAAUACUAGCUGUCUUGCAUCUCCACAGUAUGAAAAGGAUAGAAUUGGACGACAGCAUCAGUGACAGCAGCAGCUCCCAAGGUUUAUCCCAGCCUUCCACGCAGACCACGCAGUACUUGAGAGCUGACACACCCAACAAUGCAACGCCAGUAACCAGUUAUCCUACGUUACGGAUAGAGAAGAAUGAUCUUAAAAGUGUCACUCUGAUGGAAGCAAAAGCUAAAGUGAAGGAUAUAGCCAUCUCCAGGGAGAGGAUAACUCUAAAAGAUGUGCUCCAGGAAGGCACAUUUGGGCGCAUUUUCCAUGGAAUACUAAUAGAGGAAAAAGAUCCCAGUAAAGAAAAACAAGUUUUUGUGAAAACUGUUAAAGAUCAAGCCUCAGAGGUGCAGGUGACAAUGAUGCUGACUGAAAGUUGCAAACUCAGAGGACUUCAUCACAGGAAUCUGCUGCCUAUCACUCAUGUCUGUAUAGAAGAAGGAGAGAAACCAAUGGUGCUGCUGCCAUACAUGAACUGGGGGAACCUUAAACUAUUCUUGCGACAGUGCAAGCUGGUAGAGGCCAACAAUCCUCAGGCAAUUUCCCAGCAGGAUCUUGUACAUAUGGCUAUCCAGAUUGCCUGUGGAAUGAGUUACUUGGCCAGACGGGAGGUCAUUCACAAAGACCUGGCUGCUAGAAACUGUGUCAUUGAUGAUGCACUUCAGGUGAAGAUCACGGACAAUGCGCUAUCUCGAGACUUAUUUCCUAUGGACUACCAUUGCCUGGGAGAUAAUGAGAACAGACCUGUUCGAUGGAUGGCUCUGGAAAGCCUGGUUAACAAUGAAUUUUCCAGUGCUAGUGAUGUGUGGGCCUUUGGAGUAACACUGUGGGAACUGAUGACUUUGGGACAGACUCCCUACGUCGAUAUCGACCCCUUUGAGAUGGCUGCAUAUUUAAAGGAUGGCUAUAGAAUAGCUCAGCCAAUCAACUGUCCUGAUGAACUCUUUGCUGUGAUGGCCUGCUGUUGGGCCCUAGAUCCUGAAGAAAGACCCAAGUUUCAGCAGCUGGUGCAAUGUCUAACUGAAUUUCAUGCAGCAUUGGGAGCCUAUGUCUGAAACUGCAGGAAAAGAUUCAGUUCACCAAUUGGGAAGAAGGCAUGGCAUACAUUUGCAGCUCCAUGCAUCACUCGGACUCGCACACGUGAUGUGUAUAAAGCAACACUAAAGGGAGAAAGCACUUCUUCCAAAACACCGUGCCUUAGAAUGCUUUAGUAGUCUGAAGUUUUUUUGUAAGACCUCUUGAUGUUGAAUAUUUUCUAGAUAUCACUUUUGCUAAGUUAAAUUGAGACCUUUUUAUUUGCCAGCAGGAUUUUUAAAGUGUAGUGAUAGUGAACUUGAACACAAGGUUUGGAUGAACUUUGCACUCUUACGACAGACACGUGAUUUUUUUGAAGGGCAUAUGGAACUGGUAGAGAAGUGAGGGUGGGGGAAUUAAUGCAAAAAAAAAAAAAGAGAAACACUACAGAAAAAAUUC
Molecule: messenger RNA, 2359 nt
Organism: Lagopus muta (rock ptarmigan)
Lineage: Eukaryota; Metazoa; Chordata; Aves; Galliformes; Phasianidae
Gene: RYK
Product: receptor like tyrosine kinase
Exons: 15
Coding region: 67-1941 (624 amino acids)
Biological process (GO): multicellular organism development; positive regulation of kinase activity; axonogenesis
Cellular component (GO): signaling receptor complex
Molecular function (GO): protein kinase activity; ATP binding
Source: RefSeq, a predicted model, not a curated record